This is a messenger RNA of Haliaeetus leucocephalus (bald eagle), 2900 nucleotides long. RefSeq names its product nudE neurodevelopment protein 1 (gene NDE1). Gene Ontology annotation, molecular function: microtubule binding. Lineage: Eukaryota; Metazoa; Chordata; Aves; Accipitriformes; Accipitridae. The record is from RefSeq and is a predicted model, not a curated record. The transcript has 9 exons. Bases 822 to 1850 code for a protein of 342 amino acids. Gene Ontology annotation, cellular component: kinetochore; centrosome; kinesin complex. Gene Ontology annotation, biological process: establishment of mitotic spindle orientation; centrosome localization; mitotic centrosome separation.
CUUACAGGUAAUAAUUUCUGACGCCUUGUGCAGAAUUUAAGCUUUCACUUAGAACUUUUUUUUUUUGCGCACACGCAAAAAAUCUUGGUAGGUUGCCAGGGACGGACAGUUUUAACCGCUUUUAAGAGGCUGUUCCCUUGAAGGCAGUAUAUAGUCCGAAGCCUGAGGACAGCAGUUAAGUGUCAGUACUGCUCAGAAGUCCGCUGUUUGCUUCUUUUAACAGAAGUGUCUGACCUCUCUGUGCUGUCCUUCUCUGGGUCGCUUUGGGCAUCAUUAGCUGUGUAUAAAGGUAUUCCCCAAGUAAGAUAUAUACAGCUUAAAAAGAUAAAGCAAUGACUGGCUAGCAAAAAAGAACAAGCUUCUAACAAGUGGCUGGAUUAGGCAUUAGUAUGGUCCCCAUCCCCUGAUAAAACACCUUAAGUCUGCUGGCCAAACAAGCAUGAAGAAAAGGGUGGGCCUCCACUGCUACCUCAGUUUUAUAACUUGUCAUUCGCUGGGCUUUUUGAUGUGGGUGACACUGGCAACCCACUGAAGAUAACCGGGUUUUAUUCAUGUUAGGAUUUUAUAACUUUCCACAUAGGUAUUUUUCCUCUUGGAUCCUUGUGCUACUAAUAGUCCUUGUCUCAACAACCCUACCUCUACUUGUAAUCUUACUUUUCUUGUCUUUCUACUCACACAGCUCUCACAAUUUUACAGUUCCCUCAGAAGUCUGGGCCAAAGUCAUGCAGCAAAUCUUAUCAUCCAGGCUGGGCUUGCUCCUUGGCAUGCAGUUUUCCAGGGUGGGGAAAUGAAACAGGAGUUUUAAACUUUGAGGACUCAUCAUGGAAGACUCUGAAGGAUGUCACUUCAGCUCAGUGGAAGAGGAAAACAGAUACUGGAAAGACCUGGCUAUGAAAUACAAGCAGUGUGCUGAGAAUACGCAGGAGGAAUUGCGUGAAUUCCAAGAAGGGAGUCGAGAGUAUGAAGCUGAACUGGAGACUCAGCUGCAGCAAACAGAGUCCAGAAACAGAGACCUUUUGUCAGAAAACAAUCGUCUGCGAAUGGAACUGGAGUCAGUUAAGGAAAAGAUUGAAAUGCAGCAUUCAGAAGGAUACAGGCAAAUCUCUGCGCUGGAAGAUGACUUGGCACAGACAAAAGCUAUUAAAGACCAACUUCAGAAAUACAUUCGAGAACUUGAGCAAGCAAAUGAUGACUUGGAAAGAGCAAAAAGAGCCACUAUAAUGUCUCUGGAGGAUUUUGAACAGCGUUUAAACCAAGCUAUUGAAAGAAAUGCUUUUCUGGAGAGUGAGCUGGAUGAGAAGGAAAACCUUCUGGAGUCUGUGCAGCGCCUGAAAGAUGAAGCUAGAGAUCUACGACAAGAGCUUGCAGUGCAGCAGAAACAGGAGAAACCCAAAACACCAAUGCGAACUACCCUGGAAACAGAAAGAAUGGACACUGCAGUUCAAGCGUCCUUAUCUGUGCCUUCAACUCCUUCAGUGCACCGGGCACCCAACAUCAACACACCCACCCCUGCAACAUUUAGGAGAGGUCUUGAGGACAGUUACGCUGCAAGCCCUCUCACACCUGCUGCAAGAAUAUCUGCACUUAACAUAGUGGGAGACUUACUGCGAAAAGUGGGGGCUUUGGAGUCCAAACUUGCAUCUUGCCGAAACUUUGUGUAUGACCAGUCUCCAAGCAGAACCACGGUGUCCAUGUACAUGAACAGAGAUGUCCUUGAAACACGCCUGAGUCCUCAUCAGCCUCUGUGUGAUACAGGGUUAGUGAAACGCCUGGAGUUUGGAACACGGCCUUCAAAUAUUCCGGGACCAAUGAGCCAUCCCUCACAAAGUGUUGUCAAGAUGCUGCUUUGAAAAGCCUGGCUGGCUUUGGCAAAGGGGAAAAAAAAAAUUUUAAACUUUAGUUUUAAAGAGAAUAUCAAUGAGCAAUCAGGCAGCAAUCUUGGGGUAGGUGAGAAUGGAGUAAGAAGCUGCAGUUGGCAGUGGCCCCCUGUGGCCUUGCCCAGUCUGGCCUCUUGGCCGAGUUCUGUGGGUAGUGUGAUAAAGCAAUGCUGCCUAGCAGUGCAGGACUUAGAAUUGCUUCCUACAUCAGUUGCUCCUUGCAAUUUGCUUCUUUUGACACUGCCAGUCAAAGCCAUUGUCCCUCUCCCUAAAACAGAGACAGUAUUCCCUAUGCAGCUCCUCAGGCUUUGGCUUUUGGUGUUAAUACAGCACCAUGGUGUUCUGGCUUAAAUUCUGGUAGUGCUGGCUUUCUAUCAUGGGUGUUGUGUGCUGCAGUCACCUGAAUUAGAGGAGUGGUUUUAUGUGGAGAAAGGUGUAUUUCUGCUGGGAAGCUGCUCAGCUCUUUGUGGGAUGUUUGCUGGUCAGAAUCUGGGUACGCAAAAACCUGCCUCUAUAGUGGUCAGAGGGUUUUGUAAGCAAUGAUUUGCCAUUAAGAAGAGGUCAUGGAUAAAGGUGAGGAAUGCCUAGUGCAUAGCAUACUUGGGAGAUUCCAGAGCUAACAGCACGAUAGGAGACUUUGGACUGGCUUAGCAUAUAGACAUCUCUUUUGCCAUAUUGUGGCCCCUAAAGCCUGGCUGUUGUAGGAAGCAAGAGACCUGAUUAAGUUCCUAGUUGUAACAUCUUAAUAGGUGGAUUUUAAUGCUUUCCAAACCUCCCUUUAUUAAUGUGCCUUGGGUAUUAGUGAUUUUUUUCUUGUUUAAUUUUUUUUCUAUGAGAAUAUAUGCUUUCAGCUAUUACUAAUUUAGAAAUAGUUUUUAACCUGAAAAGUACUUUGUGCUAGACAAGUGUAUAUGAGUAGAGAAUUACUUUAUAAUCAGGUUUUUCCCCUAUAAAAUAUUACUGCAUUUUGGGUUGUUUUUUAAGUGGAGUAGGUUCUCUCACAGUAUUAAUGUACCUUAUGGA